AUGGAUGUUCAAGAGAAAUUGCCCAAAGAUGAUCCAGAGUAUGAUUUGCCUCAUGCGACUGAACUGAAGCUGGCUUACCCGUAUACCAUUUUCCACAAAUAUGAGAAAGUGCAAUUAGUCAUUAUCCUUGGUCUUGUUGGGUUUUGGAGUACAGUUAGUUCGCCAAUUUAUUUCCCAGCAUUACCGACAUUAACCUCCUACUUUCAUACAACAGAGGACAUUUUGAACAUUUCAGUCGUGUGCUACUUAUUGCUUCAGGGGAUAACUCCAACCAUAUCGUCAAAUUUAGCAGACACUUUUGGAAGAAGACCCGUCAUAUUAGCUAGCAUUUUGGUGUUUAUUGCUGCAUGCAUUGCUAUUUCGCAGACAAAUGUUUAUUGGCUACUAGCGGUGCUAAGAUGCGUUCAAGCAGCGGGGAUAGCACCCGUGAUUGCCAUAAGUUCUGGUGUCUCUGGUGAUGUUUGCACACCGGAAAACCGUGGUGGUAUGGUUGGUACAGUGUCGGGAUUGCAGUUAUUGGGAAACGGCCUUGGAGGAUUGAUUGGUGCCGCUUUGAUUAGUGGGUUCAAUACAUGGAGGUCGAUUUUUGUAUUUUUGGCAAUCGGUGGAGGUGUCACUUUUGUACUAGCGUUCUUCAUACUUGCAGAGACUUCAAGACGUAUUGUGGGCAAUGGAACGGUUAUGCCAAAGAACCCUGUACAUAAGUCAAUGACAAUUUAUCUACCUUCGUUCCAAAGGAAAGUGACCAAUGAUUAUCCUACGAUAGCCAGCAAGGAGCCGUUUGAUAUUUUAGGACCAUUCCGCAUAUUCAUUGAAAAGGAAGUAUUUUUAACACUAUUACCCUCAGGCUUACAUUUUGCAUCUUGGACAAUGGUAUUGACAUCACUUUCAACAGAGCUUGAGUCAUCGUCAAAAUACAAUUAUAGUGUAUUACACGUCGGUCUCAUUUACCUACCGCAGGGUAUUGCUUGCCUUGUUGGUUCCUUGUCUGUGGGCAGGUUCAUGAACUGGUAUUACCGAAAACGCAAGGCUGCAUAUGACAAGCAAGUGGAGGAUCUCCCACUUGAUCAAAGACCCCCUUUCAAUCAAGUCGCAACAAGACUAACUCUAUGCGUGGCCCCCGCUGCGUUAAUGAUUAUAGGGUUAGUUAUCUUUGGAUGGUGCAUCCAAUAUAACAAGCACAUUAUUUCAAUAAUCAUUUCCACCGUGCUAAUUGCAUUUUCGUCAUCAGUGUUCAUUUCCAUUUGUACUACAUUGUUGGUGGACUUGCAUCCUGGUCGUGGUAGUGCUUCCACCAGUUGCUUGAAUUUGAUGAGGUGUUGGCUAGCUGCUUUGGGCGUGGGGGUGUUGGACAGAAUGAUUGCUGCCAUGGGCCUAGGAGGCACGUAUACUCUAGUGGCUGGUUUCUGCCUCAUGUUUGAUUUGUGCUUGAUAUACGUUCUUUACUCAGUCAGUAAAAGAAUCAAACUGGGCCAAUCCAAGGGUCAGAUAUAG
Messenger RNA from Lodderomyces theae, 1494 nucleotides. It is a transcript of the gene QDR1, whose product is annotated as multidrug transporter. The coding region runs from base 1 to 1494 and encodes 497 amino acids. Lineage: Eukaryota; Fungi; Ascomycota; Pichiomycetes; Serinales; Debaryomycetaceae. Gene Ontology annotation, molecular function: transmembrane transporter activity. Gene Ontology annotation, biological process: transmembrane transport. The transcript has a single exon. The record is from RefSeq and is a predicted model, not a curated record.